Onthophagus taurus is the source of this 642-nucleotide messenger RNA. The record is from RefSeq and is a predicted model, not a curated record. Lineage: Eukaryota; Metazoa; Arthropoda; Insecta; Coleoptera; Scarabaeidae.
AUGUUGCUCCUCUUUUAUGUAUGUUUAGGGAUUCUUUGUUGUACAAAGAAUGUUUUGUCAUCACUAACAUUUUUGAAACCAACUCAUUUAGAGAGUAAAAUCGUUGGAGGUGAAGAAGUAUCAGCUAAUUCCAUUCCCUAUAUGGCUGGAUUAUUUAUUACAAAACCAACCGACUUAUAUCUUUGCGGAGGUGUUCUUAUUUCAACCAAAUAUGUUUUAACCAGCGCAAAUUGUUUAAAAUCUUCUACAAGCGUUGAAGUAAGAUUAGGAGCUCAUAAAGUAAAUCAAGAAGAAUCGACUCAAAUAAGAUUAACAUCGACUCAAUUUAACAUUCAUGGUGAUUGGAAUAGUACAAGUUUAACGAACGAUAUUGCUACGAUUCUUCUUCCAUCAGCAAUAACACCAAAUAAUUAUAUCAAGCCGGUUAGUUUACCGGGAAGAGCUGAUAAAGACACAACGUUUUCAGGCGAAUGGGGCGUUGUAAGUGGUUGGGGUCGCGAUUCUGACGCUGCCAAUUCAAUGAGUCAAGUUUUACGUUCAGUUGACGUUGAAAUUAUGUCCAAUGCAAAUUGUAUUUUUUAUUACGGAACUUAUGUAACUCCCGGGCAUAUUUGUACGAGUGGAUGGGGUUGGGUCAUGUAG